CAAAGAUAUUUUAAAUUUGGAAUCUACUCAUAGCUAGAAAAAAGAAACAUUUUUUCACAAGGAAUUAGGAAAGCAUUUUAUAUUUCGGAGGGAAAAUAAACUAUCCUCAAGUGAUAUUCCUCAUUAAAUUGUUUAAACAUGGCAGAGGGAAAGGAAGCAACGAAAGAUGAAAUAGAUGCAAGUAUUUUAGAGGCCAGCAAUUUAGAUUUCCAUACUUAUGUACAGAAUGAAGAUGGGACUUGCAGAGCUCGUGUGUUAAAUUAUAUAGAACAAGUACAGAAACUUGACGAUAAAUUUUUGAAGCUACUAGCUGAGAAUGCAGCUAUGAUGGCUCAUGAUCUUUUUUUUAUCAUAGAAAAGUUUAGGCAGAUUCUCGAAAACGAUUUUCUAGAAAGUACCGCAAGUGACGACGAAGACGAAAGUUUGGAAGAGAACAUCGACGAGGAUUCAAAUCAUUGCGAUGGAAAUCCUGACGAGAAAGCAAAUUUAGAAUCUUACGAAGGUGAACAAAUGGAAUAGAUUUUUAAUAAAUUCCUCAUAUA
This is a messenger RNA of Maniola jurtina (meadow brown), 542 nucleotides long. RefSeq lists its product as uncharacterized. Bases 139 to 519 code for a protein of 126 amino acids. NCBI's taxonomy places the organism in Eukaryota, Metazoa, Arthropoda, Insecta, Lepidoptera, Nymphalidae. The transcript is spliced from 2 exons. The record is from RefSeq and is a predicted model, not a curated record.